AUGGCGACAUCUCUCGACCAAGGUGAAUGUUCAUCUGCCUUGAGCCAAUGCUCAGAGAACUACGACACGUGCGUCACGAAACUAGAAGGGGGCAGCAAUGAUUUCGCUGUCACAAUCGUUGUUCCCGGUGGAGGGGGUACUACUGUCGCCGCCAACCAUCCCAGUCUCGGCACAUCGGCCACGCCUGUCUGUUCCAGCCUCAGUUCCCAAGCUUGCUUCGGCCUCGAACCGUCCCACUGCGACCAGCCCACUUCAGUAAACGGAGUUGUAAUCGAGUCAGGGUCACUGGCUAAGCCCACGGCAUACCCCGUUGGCGGCGCUGUCGCAGCCGGCUUCGGGGUCGCCAUGCUUGGGUUUUGGGGUUGA
Verticillium alfalfae VaMs.102 is the source of this 366-nucleotide messenger RNA. RefSeq lists its product as hypothetical. The record is from RefSeq and is a predicted model, not a curated record. The transcript has a single exon. Bases 1 to 366 code for a protein of 121 amino acids. NCBI's taxonomy places the organism in Eukaryota, Fungi, Ascomycota, Sordariomycetes, Glomerellales, Plectosphaerellaceae.